Messenger RNA from Monopterus albus (swamp eel), 2677 nucleotides. RefSeq names its product WD repeat domain 70 (gene wdr70). Gene Ontology annotation, cellular component: site of double-strand break; nucleus. Gene Ontology annotation, molecular function: protein binding. The record is from RefSeq and is a predicted model, not a curated record. NCBI's taxonomy places the organism in Eukaryota, Metazoa, Chordata, Actinopteri, Synbranchiformes, Synbranchidae. The transcript is spliced from 18 exons. Bases 73 to 2031 code for a protein of 652 amino acids.
AACAAGAACAAGAAGAAGAAGAAGAAGAAGAAGAACUUCCGGGGGUCAAAGGUAACGGUCGUAUUUGAAAACAUGGAUCCCAACGAAGUGGACGAAGCAUCAUCCAGCAAGAUGAGUGGUGGUGGAGACUUUGCAUCUGUCAUGGGAUUUUCUGGGUUUGGUAAGAAGGCCCGCACUUUUGACCUUGAUGCCAUUUUUGAACAGACACGACGCACAGCCAUUGAGCGGAGUCAGCAUAUAAUAGAGGAGCGAGAGAAGGAGAGUCAGAUGGAGGAGGAAGGGGAGAGUUCCAAGGCAGUCAAGUUAUCAGUCCACAGUCAGAGAGACAAAGCUGCAGCUGCUACUUCCAGAAAACAGGAGAGUGAAUGCAGCAGUGACAGUAGCUCAGACUCAGAGUCAGAGCUUAUUGGGCCUCCUGUACCUCCUCAACAUACAGUGGAGGAGGAGGAGGAGCUUGUGGGGCCACCUCUCCCACCGGGUUACACAGGCAGCACAGCUUACAGUGAUGAUGAUGAUGAUGAAGAGCAAGCACAAGAUGACGACGAUGAUGAUGAUGAUAAUCCAGUGAAGAAGAUUCCAGACACUCAUGAGAUCACUCUGCAGCAUGGCACCAAGACGGUGUCAGCUCUUGGCUUAGACCCUUCUGGAGCCCGUCUGGUGACUGGUGGAAGUGAUUAUGAUGUGCGGUUCUGGGAUUUUGCUGGGAUGGAUCAGGCUCUGCAGUCCUUCAGAUCCUUGCAGCCCUGUGAAUGCCAUCAGAUCCACUCCCUUCAGUACAGCGCCACUGGAGAUGUCAUCCUGGUGGUUUCUGGUAACGCACAGGCCAAGGUGUUGGACCGUGAUGGCUUCAGUGUCAUGGAAUGUGUGAAAGGAGAUCAGUACAUUGUGGAUAUGGCCAACACCAAGGGCCACACUGCUAUGCUGAAUUGUGGCUGCUGGCAUCCCAAGAUUAAAGAAGAGUUCAUGACCUGCUCCAAUGAUGGCACUGUGCGCACUUGGGACCUGAACUCGGAGAAGAAGCACAAGUCUGUUUUCAAACCCCGCUCUCUCCAGGGGAAGAAGGUCAUUCCCACAUGCUGCACCUACAGCCGAGAUGGGAAGCUCAUUGCAGCAGGCUGCCAAGAUGGUACCAUCCAGAUCUGGGACAGAAACCUCAGUGUCCAUACAAAGUUCCACUGUCGACAAGCACACACUCCAGGAUCAGACACCUCUUGCCUCUCUUUUUCCUACGAUGGCAUGACUCUUGCUACACGUGGCGGUGAUGACACUCUGAAGACAUGGGAUAUACGCAACUUCAGGAAGCCUGUGAAUGUUGCUGCUGGACUGACCAACUACUUUGCCAUGACUGACUGCUGUUUUAGCCCAGAUGACAAGCUUCUUGUAACUGGGACAUCAGUGAAGAAAGACGAGGGAAGCGGGAAGCUGGUUUUCUUUGACCGAGCUACUUUUCAGAGAGCCCAUGAAAUAGAAGUCACCGAUGCAAGUGUCGUCCGCUGCCUGUGGCAUCCAAAACUUAACCAGAUAAUGGUGGGAACUGGGAAUGGGCUGGCCAAGGUCUACUAUGAUCCUGUCAAAAGCCACAGAGGGGCUAAGCUCUGUGUAGUGAAGAGCAAGCGGAAAGAGAAACAAGCAGAGAUGCUAACGCAAGAUUACAUCAUCACACCUCAUGCCUUACCCAUGUUCAGAGAGGCCCGACAGAGGAGUACACGAAAACAGCUGGAGAAGGACAGACUUGACCCAAAGAAGUCCCACAAGCCAGAGCCCCCUGUGUCUGGACCAGGUCGUGGAGGCAGAGUAGCAGCUCAUGGUGGCACUUUGUCUUCAUUCAUUGUGAAGAACAUUGCUUUAGAUAAAACGGAUGACAGCAACGCCCGAGAGGCCAUCCUACGUCAUGCCCAGGAAGCUUCAGAGAACCCUUACUGGGUGGCCCCGGCGUACACACAGACCCAGCCAGUGCCUGUGUUUGCAGAAGAAUCGGAAGAAGAUGAAGAGGCUGACAACGAACCAGAGUGGAAGAAACGCAAGAUAUAAGGCACAGUAAAAACAGCAGUUCAUUUUAUAAAGGAUAGCUGACAGGGCUGACUUGUGGCUGGAUAUACCGCAACAUAACCACAAGGUCUGAAGAUUGGUGCCAGGACACUGAGUUAGUGUCAGAAACUCUGAAUAGGAACAUCAAAUACAUGACUAAAUUGUACAGACCCCCUCCUGCCAAAUGUAAAGAUUGUUUUAAGAAUUUACAUGCAUGCUUCUCUGUUAAGAGGAAGCACAGAGAUGUGCAAGCAUAAUUUAAUUCCUUACAGGUUUAUGUUCCUGUCAUUGCUGUUCAUCAGCCACUUGGCAUUUUAUCUCUUGUUUUGAUUGUAUGGACUUUUUUUUUCAUAAUUUCUAUUGUCCUUGCAUCCCAUGUCUUCAGAGUUCGCUAAUGCCUCAUAAAUUGCCUCCAGAUUUAGUGUCUGGUUCUGCUCAUCAACUAUGAACAACAGUUUGCCAGUAUGUAAAACAUAAACUGCAAAGAAGUACAAACAUUUCCUCCUCAGUUUGGAAUGUUUUUAAAGGGGUUACUGGAUAAUUUCAUCAGAUAUGAUAUACAUAAAUUCAUACAAGCCUUAUCUAACUUGGAGUUUUUCUGCAUACUAUAUUCCAACCCAAAAACUAAAUAAAAAAUGUGUAUUCUCUA